Molecule: messenger RNA, 3169 nt
Organism: Ctenocephalides felis (cat flea)
Lineage: Eukaryota; Metazoa; Arthropoda; Insecta; Siphonaptera; Pulicidae
Product: epidermal growth factor receptor substrate 15-like 1
Exons: 16
Coding region: 299-2863 (854 amino acids)
Biological process (GO): endocytosis; endosomal transport
Cellular component (GO): plasma membrane; cytoplasm
Molecular function (GO): calcium ion binding; protein binding
Source: RefSeq, a predicted model, not a curated record
CUUUGGACGUCAUCAGAACGAUUGCCAUUAUCAAUAUUUCCAUAUCAGCCUAUUGAUUUUUAGUAAUUUUACUAUACUUGUUGAUUCGUUAUAGGUGGCUGGAUGCCAUGGUGCCAUUUAUGAGGCAUAUUAUCAUAAGAUUGAUCCAAAAGGUACUGGAGUGAUAGGUGCAAAUGUAGCUGCCCAAUUUCUUAAAAAAUCUGGUUUGAGUGAUGUUGUACUAAGUAGAGUUUGGGAUAUAUCAGAUACAGGGAGCAAAGGAUUUCUCGACAAAUCAGGUUUCUAUGUUGCUUUAAAAAUGGUAUCCUUAGCUCAAGCUGGCUUUGAUGUAAAUAUAAGAAAUAUUAUGAUGGAAAGUCCAGCACCAAAAGUUGGUGAUGUACCAAAACUGCCAACACAACCUCCCAGACCACCAAGUUCACCUAAAAUUCCUCCCAUUAUUCCUUCUACAUCACCUGCUUUAAUUGAUUGGACAAUAAAACCAGCUGAAAGAGUAAAAUAUAACCAAUUGUUUGAAUCAUUACAACCAAUAAAUGGGAUGAUUCCAGGACAAAAGGUGAAAGGUGUUCUUAUGGAUUCAAAACUUCCGGUUGAGACCUUAGGUAGAAUUUGGGACUUAGCUGAUCAUGACAAGGAUGGAAUGUUAGAUAGACAUGAAUUCAUUGUGGCAAUGCAUUUAGUAUACAAGGCCUUAGAAAAGCAUGCUAUACCUGCAAGUCUACCUCCAGAACUUUUACCAAAGCCACAGGAUCAACCGGUUCAAGUUGAGGAAUUUGCUAACUUUUCUGACAUGCCAGCAGUACAGGAAAUGCCAGUUGCUCCAACGAUAAUUUCUGAACAAUUGAUACAGCCUAUCAAACCAGCAUCUUUACCAUGGGUGGUGACUCCAGAAGAUAAGCAAAAGUCAGAUAUUCUUUUCCAUCAAUGUGAUGCUAAUAAAGACGGGUUAGUAACUGGAGCAGAAGUGCGUGAUGUUUUCUUAAGAACUGGAGUACCUCAAUUGUGUCUUGCACAUAUAUGGAGUUUGUGUGAUACCAAUCAGGCAGGAAAGUUGACCGAAGAACAAUUUGCCUUAGCAAUGUGGCUAAUUGAACAGAAGCUAGCUGGAAAGGAACCACCACAAACCCUAACACCAGAAAUGGUGCCCCCAAGCCAAAGAACUGACAAAGAAGUUCAGGAAACUGCUCCUGUUUCGGUUUAUUCGAAUCCUGAAUUAGAUAUGAUAAGUAAAGAUAUCGAUGAGUUGGCCAAAGAAAGAAGACUUUUAGAAAUUGACAUCACACAGAAAGAGGCCGAUAUCAAAGUUAAAACAGGCGAAGUUAAAAGUUUACAGAGUGAACUGGAUACUCUAGCUGCUACUUUCAAACAAUUAGAGAACCAAAAGGGCGAAGCUCAAAAGCGCUUGAAUGACUUAAAAGCUCAGUGCUCAGCCGUAGACAAAGAAUUGGAAGAAGUGAAUGCCGAAUUAGCACUAGAGCAAGAAAAGGUGGACAAAUUACGAACGCAAGCUGAGCAACAGGAGGAGACAUUGCAGGCUCAAGAAAGUGAAUUAACGUCUAAAAAGCAGGAACUGCAGGGGCUGAAGGAAGAAGAACAGAAACUUCAAGAGCAGCAAGAUAUUGCUCAACAGCAACUUGAACAACUGACUAAAAAAUUACAAGAUAUGCAGCUUGAAUUCAGCCAGAGUAAAGCUCAAAUAACGCAAUUAGAAGAGAACCAACGCCAAAUAAGCGAUGCAGUAAAAGCUUGUGAAAGUGCUAUAGCUUCCGGUGAUCCAUUAUCUGUUCCACAAUUUGCACUUGAAAUUCGACCAGAAUUCCGCGAUGCUAUUGUGAAAACUAAUGGCCAGGCUGAUGAUGCAUUUACAAAGUCGGAUGAUCCUUUCAGUAUGAAACCAAAUCAAACUUCGUUUAGUACUCCAGAUCCAUUUGCAGCAGAUGAUAAAGCGUUUAAAACCAACGGUUUCGACAGCGAUCCAUUUGCAAAUCAAGAUGCUUUUGGCAGCGAUCCUUUUACAAAACCGACGAACGAUCCAUUCGGUGCUUCUCAACAAAAUGACCCAUUCGGCGAUAAAACAGCAACUGCCAAGCCAGAUGAGGAUAAAGACGCAUUUGGCUGCGAUCCAUUUGCGGUUCUACAUGCACCAACAAGAGCCGAGAGUCCGAGCCCGGCCUUACCUCCCAAAAAGAGUAAGAAUCCACCACCGCGACCAGCACCACCAAAACAAGGCCCCGCGAGACCACCGCCUCCGAAGCAGGCGCUCACCAAUAGUUUCGCCGAUUUUGCGGACUUCGAUAGCAAGCAAAUAACAUCGGCAUUCAACUCUAACACGAAGCCUAAUAAAGGGCUAGACAAGGCACCACCAGCGGCUGUUAAAGUUCAAGACUUCACAGACGAUCCGUUUAGGGACUAUAGAUAUGAAGAUUUAGCUAAUAUAGCUGAUCCUUUUAUGGAUGAAUUGAAUAACGAACACAAGACAUCGGAUAAUUCUGUAAUAAAUAAUUUCGAUGCGUUUUCUUCUUCAAACGAUUGGUUUUCUACUGCUGCUUCUAACGCAAAAAACAAAAACGCUUCGAGUGUAGAUCUUUUCGGUUUGGAUGUCUUUGAUGGUAACAUGAACCAAACGGUGAACGAUGGAAGAGCAUCAGAACCGCCUAGGCCCUUAUUGGAUUCUUCGAGAUUGAUGGUAGACAAUACAGCCAGUGGCCGAAUUUCCGCCCCGAUUAUUUCGGAAGAGAAACAACUGGCCUGGGCGGCAGCCGAGAGCCGGCGGGCCGAAGAAUUGAGAUUAAAAAGGGUCAGGCAGGAACAAGAGGAUCUCGAACUAGCCCUGGCCCUUAGUCGAGCGGAGAAACAGUCGUAGCUGGUAACGUGAUAGGUUUGUCAUAUUAUUGUACAAUUUUUGUCUCGUUAUAAGAUUUCUUUAUUAUUGUCAUUGAAUUAGUUGAACGUAUGUGUUAUGUAUUUUGUAGGAUCGCGCCAUUCCGCGCUUGUGUAUAUAUGAUAUAUAUGUAUAGUAGAAUUUUAAAAUAUAUUUAUGUUGUUAUAUAGAACCUUUACAAGCUGGAGAUUAUUUCAUGAGAUUGUAGAGACCCCUGCAUUUCAUUACGUUUCGUACAAAUGUUUCGUUUUCAGUAUUAGAUAAGCAAAAUGAUUGAGAUUGAUAAUU